This is a messenger RNA of Scatophagus argus, 7485 nucleotides long. Its product is annotated as MAM and LDL-receptor class A domain-containing protein 1. The transcript has 50 exons. Gene Ontology annotation, cellular component: membrane. Lineage: Eukaryota; Metazoa; Chordata; Actinopteri; Scatophagidae. Bases 197 to 7432 code for a protein of 2411 amino acids. The record is from RefSeq and is a predicted model, not a curated record. Gene Ontology annotation, molecular function: protein binding.
ACUGAAGGGGUCACAGGUGAGACAUUAGUAACGUAAACCAACGUUUGGAUCUCAAGUCAUACUGAGAUGCGUGGAGAAAAAAUAAGCAAACGUUAAUGAAAUCUUGCAGACAACAAAUAUUUGAAGGUUAACGACUCUUUAAUGCUAAACGGAACAACCUGGAGAGUUAAUGUUGCUAAUGAUGAUAUGAGAUGAUAUGAGCGAUACUACAUGUUUUAAUUGGGCAAACAUGGAGAGACGUGAUGGGGAUUUCUGCCAACCACACCAACACCAUCGCACGACAGCAGUGAGCGUUUUACAGCACGAACACUUCAGGACCGAAACGAGAGCGGGUUUGGACGCCAAAAAACGGUCAUGCGACUUUGAGCAUCACCCCUGUGGGUGGAAGGACAUCAGUACAAGCUCAUACCGCUGGAGACGGCAGAUGGCAAACAUCACCUCAAUACCUGGUCAGGACCACACCACAGGAAGUCCAUACGGAUAUGUCAUGCAUAUAGAUGGAAAACAAGGCAGUUUCUCAACGGCUAAACUGGAGUAUUCACUGGACAAGACAGCAGCUCUGGGAUGCCAGAUCAGUUUCUGGUACCAUAUUUAUGACCACUCGUCAUCAUCGUCAUCAUCAUCCUUUAAAGUCACAAUGGUCAGAGGCACCACUGAGAAACCCAUGCUGGACAUUUCUAAAAGUAAGACAGAUGGUUGGGAGAACGCCACGGUCCUCAUUAGUAAUCGGCCAGGUGGAUACAAGCUGCAGUUGUCAUUCAGUCCUUCAUUUAUGUCAGAAAGGGACUUCAUGCUAGAUGAUAUCACCUUUGAGAACUGUGCAGAGGGAGAUGUUCCCGCAGGAUCAGACCAACUCUCGUGUGAUUUUGAAAAGGACAGUUGUUCAUGGUACAAUGACUACACUGCCAGCCUUUUGUGGAAAAGGAGUAAUGGGGGAACUGAUGAAAGUCCAACUGGGGAUGGAUACUACAUGCUCAUAACUGCUACACACAACCUAAAUGUCUCAUCAGCAGCCAGACUCAUCAGCUUCCCUCAACCUGCGGGUCAAAUCCUAUGUGUGAGCUUCUUGUAUCACAUAUUCGGCAACAGCAUCGGUUCACUGAAGUUUAUUGCAAAGCAUUCCGGUGAAGCAGAGACGGUUGUGUGGAUGAGAAGCGGCACACAGGGAAACAAAUGGAGAUUUGCAGAUCUUACUUUCAACAGUGACAAACCAAUACAGUUCAUUAUAGAAGCUGUAGUGGGUGGAAAGCAAGGCACUAUAGCCAUUGAUAACAUAAAGGUGUACAGCAGUGAGACGGGCUCUUGUCCAGCUGAGAGAGAGUGCACCUUCCAGGGCUCCCUCUGUGGUCUGCUGCCCCAGCCAUCUGCAAACUUCACCUGGAGCCGGAUCACAGGGAAAUCCCAACCAGCGAACUCUUCAGGGCCAGCUGCAGAUCACACUCUGGGGACAGAACAAGGUUAUUACCUGAGUGCCCAGCUGUGGAGUCAUCCUGUGGGGUCCAGAGGAGCAGUGAUGACAGCAGUGAUGGAGCCCACUGCUCCUGAUGGGGAAUGUCUGAUGUUCUGGUACUAUAUGGAGGGAAAUGGAGUGGGGGAACUCAGUAUUUAUCUUCAAACCCCUGAUAACCACAGACGCUUUGCUCAGCUCUGGACCAGAAGUGGAGAUCAAGGAAAGCACUGGAGACAUGGAAGAGUGACACUCAGUUCCAGUAUCCCGUAUCAGGUGAUUUUUGAAGCAGUGGUUGGGGAAGGACCAAGGAAGGAUAUUGCCAUUGAUGACCUUACUGUCCUGAAUGGCGCAUGUCCCCCACCAGGUUUUUGUGAUUUUGAAAUGGACUUUUGCGGAUGGGUGAACAAUCCUCCAGCAGAGUCAGGAGUGGACUGGGACUGGCUGUCAGGUGAAAGUGAGGGUGAACUGAUUCCAGAAAGGGACCACUCCACAAAUUCUGCUUUGGGCCACUUUGCAGUCUUUAUACCCUUUGUGUCUGAGAAACAAGAAAUCGCCCAACUGGAGAGUGAGACGAUGGAGCCAGUAGACCGAGCCUGCCUGGAGUUGUGGCACUAUGCUGAAUCAUGGUUAAACGAGGGGCCCUUGCAUAUUAACCUGACAGUGUUUGUGAAUGAGACUGCUGGACUGCGUUCCAUAUGGAAUACAAGAGGAUAUAAAAAUAAAACAUGGAUCCAUGAGAGGGUGGACUACAGUGCAUCAGAGCCUCACCAGAUUGUUUUACAAGCCAGUUUUUCCAGCUCAGUGAUCGAGACCCUUGCCCUGGAUGACGUCCACAUCAUCAGGAACACGCGUUGUGAUGAGGUUAUUCCAACCACCACCCCAAUCCCUGCCACCACAACCACAACUGCUCCUGUCUCCCCCAUGGACUGCACAUUUGAACACGGUCUAUGUAGUUGGGUGCAGGAGGUUAGUGAUGAUGUGAACUGGACUCUCAGUAGUGGACGUCAAGUGGACCAGCCAUGGGACGGACCCCAGUAUGACCAUACUGUUGGAAAUAAUCAAGGUUUCUUCUUACUGUUGAAUGGAUCCGGAUCUAAAUAUGGGGAGAGAGCAGUCAUCUCAGUUCCUGUUCUCAAUCUCACAUCACACAUCUGUAUUGGGUUCUGGUACCACAUGAUCGGGCCUUCAGUAUCCACCCUGGAUCUGCUGGUUAAGACAAACUCCUCUGAAGAGUUAGUCUGGACUCGCCGAGGGACCCAGAAUCCAGAGUGGAUUCACGCACAAGUUACCAUCAGCGUGAACAAUAAAAAACAGCUGAUGUUCACUGGCCAUCGAAACACCGACAGUAAAGGCUUCAUUGCCAUUGAUGACAUUACAGUGAGGGAGGGAGCCUGCAGUAAUCAGAAAGUGUGUGGGUUUGAUUCCGGCUUGUGUGGCUUUGAGAACAGUGUCAGUCACAAGGGUAAAUGGGUUCGCGAAAGAGGCACAAAUUACGAGGUCGAUCACACCUAUGGAACUGAAAAAGGUUUCUUCAUGACUGUGAUGAAAUCAAACUCUACACAGACUGAAGUGGCAGAGCUGCUCACACCUGAGUUAAGCCCUGCAGAGAUAUGCGUUCGCUUCUGGUACUGGUUACCUGCUGGGUUUUCUAACGUCCUUUCCGUGCAUGUGCUGCGGAGCGUAGGGCUGACUGAUGCACUUUGGCAACGAUCUGGUGCGCCCUCUUCAGGCUGGGAGGUGGCAGAGGUCCCUGUAUCCUCCCCUGCAAAAUUCCGUGUGGUGUUCAAGGCAGACCAUGUGCCAGGCACCAACUCGACAGUGAAAUUAGAUGAUAUUUCCAUGAGGGAUGGGGCCUGCAGUCCUGCAGGCAGCUGUGACUUUGAGUCCGGGCAGUGCACAUGGGUCAACAUCGCCAUAGAAGAUGGACAUGACUGGGUGUUGGCCAAUGGUGGCUUUCAGGGUCCACCGACAGACCACACCACUCAGACCCCACAGGGUUGGUUCUUGUUGAGCUCAUCAGUGCACCAAAACCACAGCAGUCUUGCACAGGUACUGUCAGAGUGGAUCCCCAUGAAAGACAGCACAUCCUGUCUCACCUUAUGGUACCUCAUGGACAGCAGUGACUCGGGCACAUUGAAAGUGUAUGUGCGUUCAGGCCCAUCUGAGGAGAAUCUGGUGUUCAACAGUACCAGCAGUGGACGCAGCUGGACCAGGUUCUCUCAGAGUGUAGAGAGGAACAAACCUUUCCAGCUGCUGAUCGAAGCAGAGGCCAACAACAAAGGAUUCAUUGCUAUUGAUGACAUCAGUGUCACACCAGGCCAGUGUCAGGUGAAUGAAACGAGUUUGGGAUUUGUGGGUUGUUCAUUUGAAAAUGGCACAUGUGGCUGGGAGGACAUCAGUGUUGGUCAGUGUCGGUGGGCAAGAGGAAGAAAUGCUUCUGAAAACACUGGACCCUCUGUGGACCACACAGCAGGCACAGAACUGGGUUGGUACAUGGCAGUGGAGUCUGUCCGAGGAGAACAAAUGAGCCCUGCUGCUUUGCAGAGUCCCACCAUGACACAGUCCAGCGCCUCCUGCACUCUACACUUCUACUACAACAUGUACGGAGAUGACAUAGAAGAGCUGAAUGUGGUGUUAAUGGAGGGCUCCAGGAUCACCACACUGUGGUGGCUGUCCGGCAGCCAUGACGAUUUGUGGCACAGCGGUGAGGUUACGGUUGGUCGAGUACCUCAGGAUUUCAACAUCCUGUUCAAAGCCUCCAGAACCUUCACUAAGACCGGACACAUUGCCAUUGAUGACAUAGAUUUCACAAACUGCACCCUGCCUGAGUCACAGCCCUUGUGUCCAGAGAAUAUGUUCACAUGCAACAACACUGUGUGUGUGGAGCACAGCCAAGUGUGUGACUUCAGUGACGACUGUGGGGACUGGUCUGAUGAGAACAACUGUGAGACACAAGGUGUUGUGGAGCGCUGCAGCUUUGAACAAGGCCUGUGUUCCUGGGUGGAAAGUGAUGUGGACACACCCAAAGCCGAGUGGACGCAUCACAAAGGCCAGGAGGCCUGGCCCAAACACGGGCCUCCCAGGGAUCACACCCAAAACUCUGCUGCAGGUCACUAUGUGAUUCCUGGGACUAACCUGACAGAGAAAGGCCAGACGUCAGAGAUUCUCUCUAAAACCUUAUUACCCAGCUCUAACUGUGUUAUGAGAUUUUUCUUCUUCAGCUUGGAUGACGCCGCAGCCACACUGACAGCCCAGUCCAGGACGCUGCUGUCUGGUACUGGUGACACUGUGUUGUGGCUCAGAGAAAAGUCACAGAGUUACAGCUGGCAGAGAGCAGAGGUCACAUUCUCCUCCUCAGACAACAGCAAGAUUGUCUUCAGGUACAAGCGAGGUGAUGGUCCCAGAGGACUCGUUGCGCUGGACGACAUCUCUUUCUCCAGGGAGUGUGAAUUUGACCCUGACAACAACGAACUGCCUGACACAUCACCCACCUCAGCACCACCUACAUCCUCUAACACACCCACGUCUCCAACCACACUCACAACCUUAACAACACCAAGCAACCCCUGUAUGGAUGAUGAGUUUUUCUGUUGGCGGUCAUCUGGGAAAGUCUGCAUUCAGGCAGCUUCACAGUGUGAUUAUCAUCCAGACUGCCCUCAGGGGGAGGACGAGGACGGCUGUGGUCUGUGCUCAUUCGAGAGUAACCAGUGCCAGUGGACUGAUACCGGCGAUGGACAGAGCAGGUGGCAGAGACAGAAAGCCAGCAACAUCACCAAACCGCCCACCGAUCACACUACAGGCACAGGCUACUACAUGACAGUGAAUUUCAGUCAGGGGUCAGCACAGAGUGAGGCCCGACUCCAGAGUCCCCCACUCCCCCCCUCAUCCCCCUACUGCCAGAUUCAGUUUCACUUCCACAUCAGUGCAGAGAGUGCUGGGUCACUCAGAGUGCUUAUGCAGCAAGCUGAGGGGAGUGAAGCAAUCCUGUGGUCACGCAGUCACAACACUGUCUCCCACUGGACCCCGGAGUAUUUGCCUAUAGGCCUGCAUCAGCGGCCUUAUAAGGUUUGGUUCAGUGGCAGGAAUAAAGUGACUCAGAUGGACGCUGCUGCUGGAGAUUACGUUGUUGCUGUAGAUGAUAUCUCCUUCCUGAACUGUGAAAAUUCCUACCAACCGCCAACUUUGUCUGCGUGUGGCUGUUCUUUUGAAGACGGUCUGUGUGUUUGGAUGCUGGGGGCUGAAGAUAAGCUGGUCUGGCUCAGCAGGUCUGGUCCCACUGAAACCCCUAACACUGGGCCUGCAGGAGACCACACUACUGGAAAAGGGAAAUACCUCUAUAUCAAGAGUUCCCCGACAAGUGUAAAGGGAAGUAUGGCCCAGCUGAAGUCUCCACUGCUGCCACCUGCUGGUGAAAACGGAUACUGUUUCACAUUUUGGCACCACAUGUUUGGAGCUACUGUGGGUUCCUUGAGGAUGCUUCUGCAAACAGCAGAUCCCUUGAAGAAAACAAUGGUGUGGCAAAAAUCGGGAAAUCAAGGGGAUGAGUGGCAGUUGGUGCAGAUCCAUGUGACUUUGCAGAUUGUCCACCAAGUCAUACUGGAGGCUACAGUGGGAGGGGAGGCAGGAGACAUAGCUGUCGAUGACAUCUCCCUCACAAGUGGACCGUGUCCCGCCUCUGAUUUGUGUGACUUUGAGGAGGGGAGCUGUAACUGGCAGCAGCAGACCACCGAUGACUUCGACUGGAUCAGACAGUCGGGCUCCACCCUCAACCCCAACACUGGACCAGUGGGCGACCACACCACCAACACACCUAUGGGCCAUUACUACUUCCUGUCUUCUUCUUCUACCGACCGCGCCGGACAGACAGCUAAAAUGUCUUCACCUCUGUACCCUGCAGGCAAAGGAGCUUGUGUGCAGCUGUGGUAUCACAUGUAUGGCAAAGGAAUGGGGAUUCUGAACGUCUACCAGCAGAGCGAAGACGAGAAGCAAGCUCUGAUUUUCUCUCAGACAGGAGACCAGGGCCGGCUGUGGAGGUUCGCUCAGGCUUCACUUCUGCCUCGGGUUCAGCCUUACAGGAUCGUGGUGGAAGGUGUGAAGUCCGGCCCCACUCAGGAGGGAGACAUGGCUUUUGAUGAUGUUCAGCUGACAGACGCUCAGUGUCCUCCUCCUGGACAUUGUGACUUUGAGACCAACAUGUGUAGCUGGAGCAACGUCGGAGAAGUUGACCAGGAGGAUUGGCUCCGUGGGAGAGGAGCUUCCCCAAAUCCCAACACUGCACCCAGUGUUGAUCACACCACCAACUCAACACAUGGUUACUAUGUGUAUGUGGACAGCUCAGUGGGUGAGUGGGGAGAAACGUCCUUCCUGAUCAGCGAUGUGUUCCAGCCGUCCACUAGAGGUCACUGUCUGACAUUCUGGUACCACAUGUACGGCAGCCAUGUUGGGACUCUCAGAGUUUAUGUGAAUGACAGAAAAAUGCAUACUGGUGGCAACGAAGAAGGGACUCUGAAGUGGACUGAGACAGGAAACAAGGGAGACAAGUGGCAGGAGGCCAGAGUGCCUAUUAAACACGAAGAAGCCUUCUGGUUUGUAUUUGUGUAUCAAAGGGGGAUGAAUACAGGUGGGGACGUUGCGCUCGAUGACAUCACAGUCCUCCCUGGCGGCUGCUACUCAGAACCUCCCAUUGACCCUCCAGAUAAUGAAAAUGACAUGUUGUCCAUUGGUCUGGCUGUUGGUCUGACUCUGCUGGCUGGAGUCAUCAUCUCCAUCUUCCUCUGUUGGAUGAACAGGAAGCGUAGUACAAUGAAUCAACAGACAAUUUUGAAUAACGAUGCAGUUGACCAGAAUGCUGCAUUUGAUCUCUUUGACUGCAAAAUAUAUGGCACUCAACAUGGAACUGAAUCUGACCUUUCCUUCUUCAACAACCUAUAUGAUCCGACGCCCCAUGUAAUCGAUGGCCCCAUGGCUUCAUCUGAUACUUAAUCCAGAUUAAAAGCUACAGUGAAAUAAAUCAACUAUAACCAAUGUGUAAAUGA